Molecule: messenger RNA, 4353 nt
Organism: Fonticula alba
Lineage: Eukaryota; Rotosphaerida; Fonticulaceae
Exons: 10
Coding region: 85-4266 (1393 amino acids)
Biological process (GO): lipid metabolic process
Molecular function (GO): triacylglycerol lipase activity
Source: RefSeq, a predicted model, not a curated record
UCCUCCUCCUCCUCCUCCUCCCAACACCCCCUCUCUCCGCUCUCCUCCUUACCCCGCUUGCCGACGCCGCGUGCCCCGCCCUCGAUGAGCGGCCAGCCGGGUGCCGCGCACGAUGAAAGUGCCUCCCAGCCACUGACACCGCCGGACUUGGGCGACGUAUCGCCCAGCCUGCUGGGUUUUGAUCCGGCCGCCUUUACCCUGGACACGGCCCUCCCCCCGCCGGGAGCGGGCUUCUUCCCACCGACCAUGUUUCUUCCCCCGGCAGCCGCGGCCGCGGCUCUCAUGCCCCUUCCCCCUUCCUGGGAUGACACCCUGCGCGCCUAUUCCCAGACUGGAAGCGGCAUCGGCGCCAGCCCCAACACCGGUGCCGGCCACAGUAACAGCAGCAACAGCAACAGCAACAGCACCCCCCGCUCCACCGUUCCCGCCAGCACCGAUGCCGGCACCAGCAGCGGCACCGGCGCCGCCCCCCUGUCUCCCGGUCUUCGCCAAAGCUGGCUCCCCGCUCAUGGCGCUGGGCUAGCCCAGGCGCUGGACUGCCUGGCCAAUCCCCAUUUCUCGCAGGGCUUUUCGGCUUCAUCCUCAUCCGGGGAUUCGGCCUCCUUGGCCCCUGGAGCCGUGGGCCUGCCGCCGCACGGCAACAGCCCCGGUUCCUCGGCGUCCUCGAUGGCGCUGUCCGGGUCGAUCCUCUUCGACUCGGCGGCCUCGUCGAUUUCCUCAUCCCCAGGGACAACUCGGACUGCCAGCGCCCCUGUCCCGACCCUGACACCCAUGGCUGACUCUGGCACCUUGCCUCCGGAGCUGAAUGUCGAUCGGUCGCCGCGGCCCUCCGGACGGCACCCUAGCUCGAGGUCCUCAUCGUCCUUCUCUUCGGGCCCGGAGCAUGGGCACGGCCUCGGCCGGGCCAGUACCCCGGCGCCCAGUCGCACGGGCAGCCUGCUCGGACCGCUCGCCGGGCUGGACUUCGUCGAGGGGAUCCCCCCUUCGCCGUCGAGUGGGUCCAGUGCCUUCCUGCCAUCGGGCUUCCCGCUCUUCCGGGGCCCGGGAAUGAUGGGGCAAGUCCCCGGCGGCGGGCCCCUCUCGGAUGUGCCCUUCCAUGGGACCUCUCAUUUGGACCUUCUGGGAUCCAUGCCUGGGCCGUUUGCCGGUAUGAAUGCCGGCGUCCCAUCGGCCGGGCCCCCUGGGGCACAUGGCCUCAGCCUGAGCGAUGCCUCUUUCUCCGACAUCUUUGACUUGUCCUCGGUGGCCCCCUCGGGCUUUUUGAUCGAGGACCCGGCUGCCCGGGGCGGUCCCCAGCGCAGUGCCUUCCGUCGACGCAUGGGUCACCUGUUUGAGGCCGGCGCCAUGGUCCUGUCACUGGUGUAUGUGGGCUUCUAUGUCCUGUGCCAGAUUUUCAUCAACUACCUGAUGCCGGACCGCCUGACCCGGGCGGCUCUGAAGAAGGAGCUGGCCCUGGCGCGGACAUAUCCCGAGUGGCGCCGCGUGGCCCUGUCGUUGGACUGUCUAGACGGGUACAGUGCCUGGCGAAUUGCCCCACGGCCGCCGGCGGCCCUCGGUGGGGGGGAUCCCUGUGCCGGUGAUUCACAACACCCGGCCGACCCGAUCGAAGAGCCGGAGGAGGAGGAGUACUUCGAUGCGCCGGCCCUGCGAGCACAUGUGAAGCGCCUCCGCUGCGCGCAGGAUAUCGCCUUGCGCAACGGCGACUACGUAGCCUUGCGGUAUCUGGUCCGGGCACUGAUGAUCCGCAAUCUUGGCGGCACGGCCGACCGGCGCCUCUACACUGGCUGGGUCAGUGGCAGCACCAAGGCCCUCAUUGAGAUUUUCGUCUCGCAGCUCGCCGAGGCCAUUCAAGUAUUGUCGCUGCCACAUAUCCCGCGACUGACGCUCCUGGCGCCGGAGCAUCAGGCGGCCCUCGCACCUACACGCUCAGCCGCCGAGGCUCCCGGCUACCCGGGCCUGCCAAUGAUCGGCAGCGGACUCAGUGCCACCGAGCGGCGAACAGCGUUGCGCCAUGCACAGCAGUCCCUCGGCCGGACAUGCCUGGCCCUGUGCGGGGGCAUUGGCUCGGCCCGGGGGGCACAGCACCUCGGUGUGGUGAAGGCCCUCUUUGAGAUGAGUCCACUGCGGUUGCGGAACUCGGUGAUUCCCCGCCGGGGCGCGGGCGCCAGCGGCCCCUCCACCGCCCGGCCCAAUGUGGCCACCCCUUCGCAAGAGACGUCCCCCCUGUUGGAAUCGCUGGUUUUGUCACCGCCGGCCGCCGGCCAAAGCACGGCCCAGCUUCGGCUGCCGUCUCCCGGCGCCCGGGGCACCUCCCCGGCGCCCGACCCCUUCGAGCGGGGCAUCUUGCCGACCAUCUUCUAUGGGACCGAUGUCGGGGCCAUCGUGGCGGCCUUUGUUUGCGUCCGGACCGACGCCGAGCUUCGGGAGUUCUUCACCACCGGCGACCAGACAUUGGACUUCUCCAUCUUCUAUCAGCACAACACUCCCUCUGAUACUGGCGACGCUCCCGUCGAGGGAUUCUCCUCCUCAUCGGCCUCGCUGCGCCGGCGCUUUGAUCGCUUCAUCCAGCAUGGGGUCUUCUUCGAUGCGGCGGUCUUGCGGCGCUUUGUGCGGGCCAAACUGCGGGUCAGCUUCCAACAGGCCCCCAUGGUCGCCGGCGCAUCUGUCCAUGGGGGGUCUCCCCCGGCGUCCAGCUUCACCACGCACAUGGUGGCCAAUUUGCUGUCCGGCUCAUCGCAAUACCAGUCGGUCCGGUGCGGGUGCACCAUCCGGUCUCUGGACACCGAGGAGGCGUCGCACGCGACCGAAGCACGCAAUUGCCCUCACCCCGACCCUCUGACUCGGGUCUGCCCGCAGGCCUGGAUCGAGGACAUCACUUUCAUGGAGGCCUUCGAGCGCUCGGGCCGGGUGCUCAACAUCCGCGUGACUGAUGGCCUGGUGCUCAACUACCUGACCGCGCCGAAUGCCAUCAUCUGGUCGGCGGCCUGUGCGGCGUGUGCCACGCCGGGGCUCAUUUCCCCGACGCCGGUGCUGGCACGCACGGCCGACGGCGAGCACAUCCCCUGGCUGCCGAGCUCCGGCCGCCCCGGCGGGACGACCAUUUCCCCGGAGUCCCUCCUGUCAACCAUGCCCCUGGCUGGGACCAGUGCCGGUGGGACCAGUGCCCAGGCCGGCGGCGCGGCCACUCAGGCUGGUGCAUCUGGCACGCCGGUCUCCCGUCGGGGGCGGUCCUCCUCGACCUCGGCGACGGCGCCAACCGGCCCGGCCCCGGCUGGCGGGUCUCUGUCAGACUCCUCGUCGGGGAAUCUACUGGCGUCAGCGGCCCCGCCGCGCUCCAUCCCCCUGGCGCCGUCGUCGCCGCCGGCGCCGUCGCCAUCGUCGCUGGAAUACCAGGACCCGCUUCUGCGAAGUGGCUUUACCAACACCGAUGGCACGCUGUCCUGGUCCUGGCUGGCCAGCUUGUUUGCCGCGGCCACGCCAACCCCGGCUCCCCUGCCCGGCGGGCCGACCCUGCCGCUGGACUCGGACUUCGGUGACUUGCCCUCGACCCGGCUGUCUGAGCUUUUCAAUGUGAACCACUUCAUUGUCAGCCAGAUGAGCGUGGUCUUCGAGCCGAUUGCCCCAUCAGUGACCCCUCCGCCGCCCGUUCGGUCAAUCGCUCCGAAUUCCUGGUCGUUGCCAGCUCGCGCCGUGGCUCGCCUGCUGCGCUUUUCCCGGCGCUUCCGCUACUCUGUUGGAUCAUUUGUCCGCCGGGAGACACAAUACCGCCUGUCUCAGCUGUUCUCUCUGGGUCUCCUCCCGGCUGGUCUCGCCUCACUUAAGGGCCACCUGGCCGUGCAUGAGCGCGGUCACAUCGUCAUCUACCCGCUCCCGUCGUCCUCCGGGUCCGGCGACCAGCCGGCGUCGGCCUCGGCACCGGCCAACAACCGGGCCAAGGGAACUGACGCCGGGCGGGCCCGCGCCGGCGGCCGGGCCUCCUCUGCCGCCUCGUCAUCCUCCGCCGGGGGCCCGACCUCCUCCUCGGCGGGGACCGGGCCCGCACGAAAGCGGACUCUCUUCCAGCGCGGCGCGCGCGCCCUAUCUUCCACGCCCACCGGCGGGACACGUCUUCGCCAGGGGAUUCACCGCGGUGAGCGGGCCACCUGGCCCCAUCUCCCGCGCGCCCGGGUCCAGCUGACCGUCGAGCGGAUUCUCGAGGAGGCCCUCAUGCGCAUCGACCAAGAGAUUUCGUGGAACGCCGCGGCCGGCCUGGCCGCCGAAGACUGACCGCCGGCCUCUUCUCGACAUAUAGACUAUCCAUGUGCUCUCGUGUCAGUGUGUCCCUUCCGUUGCCUCUCUCUCUCUCUCUCUCCC